AUGAAUAAUUGUACAGUAAGGCUACAUAUUUUGACUUUUUUCAUUGAGGCUGAUAUGGAGAGAUAGCUUAGAUAGUAUAGUGAAGUUGAUAUGACACUUUUUGAUAAUUAAGACAGAAAUAAAUGA
Molecule: messenger RNA, 126 nt
Organism: Paramecium tetraurelia
Lineage: Eukaryota; Ciliophora; Oligohymenophorea; Peniculida; Parameciidae
Exons: 1
Source: RefSeq, a predicted model, not a curated record